AUGCGAUUAUCUGGUACUAGAGAAGCAUUAAAAUCAAUGGAGAAGGAAAUAAAAGAAAAAAAUAUAAUAAUUUAAAAUCUUUAAAUUGAAUUAGCAAAAAAGUAAAAGCAAAUUGAAUUAUUAUCAAAAUAAUAGAAUUGUACAUCUACUCCAAUAAAAAGUGAAUUUAAUAAUGAGAGUUUUUAAGAAAUAAAAAAAUAAUCUAAAGAAUGGGAAAAGAAAUACUAAGAAUGUGAGACUUGUUUAAAAGAAAAUAAAAAAUAUACUUAAAGACUUUAAGAAUUAAAUUAACAACUAUUAUAUAAAUUAAAAUAAUAUGAAUAAGAAAAAGAAUUGUAAACAUCAGAAUUAGAUUAACAAAAGAAUAUCAAUAGUUAAAUUUAUUAGACAAAUACAAAUAUACUGAACAAGUAUGAAUACAAUUUAGUAAUUUAGAUAUGAGCAAAUAAUAAAAUCUUAAUAAGAAUAAUUAUAAUAGUAGGAUGAAAAAUUUAGACAAUUAGAAAGAAAAUAUGAGGAAUUAAAAAUUAGUAGUGAAUAAUUUUUAUUAAAUUCUCGAGAUCUUAAAUCUUAAUAUGAACACAUGCUAAACACUUUAUAGUCAAUUGCAAAUAGUUAUUGA
Messenger RNA from Paramecium primaurelia, 622 nucleotides. Lineage: Eukaryota; Ciliophora; Oligohymenophorea; Peniculida; Parameciidae. The record is from the annotation of a GenBank genome assembly.